Molecule: messenger RNA, 1563 nt
Organism: Topomyia yanbarensis
Lineage: Eukaryota; Metazoa; Arthropoda; Insecta; Diptera; Culicidae
Gene: Sas-6
Product: spindle assembly abnormal protein 6 homolog
Exons: 5
Coding region: 55-1500 (481 amino acids)
Biological process (GO): centriole replication
Cellular component (GO): centrosome; centriole
Source: RefSeq, a predicted model, not a curated record
UGCAACUGUCAAAACCGAUCGCGAUGGUUGUUUGAUUUAUCGUUUUCAAAAGAAAUGCAAAGUUCAAUGGAUAACUAUUUUAUCGAUGCCCAUCGCAGAAGAGGUAUUAAAGUACUUUUUCCGAGCUACCAGUUACCAGUGAGCGUCGACAGUUACGGUUUACGGUCUCAACUAAAAUAUAAUGUGGUAGUGGAGAAAAUGGACUUACAAAAUUUGAUACAAAUACGUUUAAACGAGACCAACGAUCAGUCAAAGAUGUUUAUCAGUACUAUCGACAACAAUAACUAUGAACAAAUUCGCACCGAGCAGUCGCUGCACGUAACAUUCCAGGGUUUCAUCGAUCAUCUAACAAAAAUUCUGGAUUGCUGUAGAAAAGAAGAGCUACAUAUGAGCAUAGUUAAAGACGAAAACAUCCAUCUACUACAGUUCUUCGAGAAAAGUUCUUUCAAAAACCUUACCCAUCUUUUCCUGCCAAUAGAAUUGGCAUCGACGGAAACUAUUUUGUUUCAUAUCAACCUCUCGCUACAAUCGUUCCAGGAUCAAGCAGCUGGAUAUGCUAGUCAGAUUCAAAAGCACCAGUUAGAACUGACCAGCCGAGAUGAUUCAAUCAACCGACUUCAGGCUGAUAUUCGAACCUUAAACGCAAAACUGUUUGAGCAGGAGAAUAUGAUUUUCAGUCGAAAUACGGAGGAGAUCAAUCGGCUACAGCAGACAAUCAAACAUAUAAAUGAAUCGAAAGAGCUGGAAGAAAAACGUUUGAAAGCAAUGAUAACAGCGAUGCAGGAAAAGAUAGAUUUUCAGAAUAAAGAACUAUUGACAAAUACAGACAGAAUUGUGCAAGAAUCCAAACGCUAUGAAUCUGUACGGGAAGAAAACAUUAAACUGAAAUCGCAAAAUAGUCAUGGGCGAGAUGAAAUUGAACGACUCAAAUCCGAAUUGCAGUCUUUUCAGAGCCGCGAUGGUAGACACGAAUCUGCAAUUGUAGAUCUGCGGAAACAAAUAAUUGAGUUACAGAGUAAGCUUAAGAUAGCUGAGAAGCAAAAAUCUGAACUUGAAGCAGAACUGGAAGCGGAACGAAACAUUUGUCAGACGAAAAAGAACGCUCUACAAUUGACUACAGAUGAAAUUUCGAAUGCAAACGUCGCUAUAGCUAAUUUGAACAAGGAAGUGAUGAAGUUAAAGAGCAAAGUCGAACUACGAACUGAGAUUGCGAUGAGACAGGAAAAAUUAAUACAGGAUAAAGAGAAAGAGUUCAAUGACCUUCAAGAAACGGUGCGACAAAUUCAGCAAGAACACAUUAAAAAUCGUGCAGUUAGUGAGGACUAUGCACAAGCAGUUCGAAGAAUUAAGGAAACGUCCGAUUCGGUUGAGGAGAAAUAUCGAAAGAAGAUCAAUGAUCUGAUCAUGAAAGUUUCUCACUGUCAAAGCAUUGAACAAACAUCAAUGAUGAACACGCACUACCCAAACCGUUAUUUGAGGCCUCAGAAUCGGAUAGAGUAACAAACUUAUUUUCUAUUGUAUAGAUAGUUAAUUAAUUGUAUGUAAAAUAAUUAUGUUUCUAGG